UUCCUUCAUGGAAAUCAGAGCCACAAUGGCUCACGCCACCUAUGGUCGAUCCUAAAUAGCACGGCCCUAUGCCGUCCCUCCUCGUCAUCGAAGCCUAGCCCUUCUUAGGCUACUUCGUGCGCCGUCCGUGCGCCCUCUCCCGACGCGGUCUCCCAUCGCGCACGCUCUCUCUCUCUCUCAUCGCGCCCCUCCUAUCGCGCCCGCUCUCCCUUCCGUUGCGCACGUCCCCUCUCGUCUUUCGACGCCCUUUUCCUCCUCGCGCGGUUCGUCGCCGCGUCCUCCCGUCGUGCGCCCUCCGCCACCGCGCGCACCCAUUCGUCACGCUCUCACACUACGCGCCUAUUCGUCGCGGCACCCGCGUGCACCCGCCGACGAAUCCGCCCAUCGCGAUUGGCUCGCCGCCGCAACCGCUGCCGAUUCUGCCGUUACGUACGGCUGUCCGCCGCUGAUUCCGCCGCCGCCGCACGCGGCUGUCUGUCACGGAUUUCGCUGCCGUCACGUGCGGCUGUUUGUCGUCGCUUCCGCCGACCGCUCGUGGCCGUCCGUCGCCGCAUCCCGCCUUCGGCGACUUAAGAGCUGCGCUCCACUCACCUACUCUUUUCCUCCCUCUUCCUUCUCCUCCUUCUCCUCCUCCUUUCCUUUUUCCUCCUCUUCCCCUUCCUUCCCCCCCCUCCUCCUCCAUGGCGUCCGAUUCCUCGAUGGACCUCGCCUCCGUCGACUCUCUUGAGUUGCUGCCCGACAACACCGCGGCCAAUUGGCAUUCCUAUGCCCACACCGUCACGGUGUUUCUCUCCUCGGUGACGGUCAACGGCUACAACCUGAAAGCCGUUGUCCACCUCAAGGAGCGCGGUCUUCAGCCUGCCCAACCGGAUGCUCCCGCGGGCCUCGCACCUCCUCCUCCUGGCGAUGCUCCCGUCAGCCCCGGCGAUCCUCCAACUUUCGCCCCUGACGUCAACGACCCUCAGAGCUCCGAGACCGCCAUCCGCACCUAUCGUGCUGGCCUCACCGACCACGUCCGCCAGCAGCUGCUCUACGAGGCUUCCCGGGCCGAGCAUGACGCCGCCACUGCCGCCCACACCACAUACCAUGCGGCGCUCGCGGAAUACGCCAGGCGUGAGUGCUCCUACACCACCGACCUCGCCGCCUAGCAUGUCACUGACCGCCGCGCGCUCACCAUCCUCCUCGCCACCAUUCCUCCCACCCUCAAGCGGGAGCUUGCUCCCACCUCCUCCUCCCACCUCUGGUGGCUCCUCACCGAUCUCUAUGAUCGGCAGGACUUCGCCACCCUCUACUCCCUCAUCAAGGAGUUCCAGAGCCUCACCAUGGACUCCACCACUGGCGCAGCGGCCUUCACUCGUCGCGUCCUCGACUUCGCUCGUCGUCUGGCGGCUCUUGGCGUCCCGUACCCGGACCCAGUUCUCUGCUGCCACCUCCUUGAAGGCUUGACUCCUGCCUUCUGUUGGUGCAACCCUAUGGCUUGCACUCGGCUUGUCGUCCUUGUUUGUGUGUGUGCAUGCAUGGUAUGGAAUGAAUUGUGAGUCUAUGUCAUUGCUAUCUAGUGCUUGUGUGUGUGUUUGAAUGGUGUAUCACAAUGUGGUUUGUGUCGGUCAAGACAUUAGCGAGUUUUUACAAUUCGCAUGUCAAGUCGUCGUUUGCGUGUCGCAUGUGUUUUUUCUAUUUUGUCGAGUGUGAAGUGUCCAUCGCAUCGCAGGUGUGUGCAGCAAGCCCCCAUCAAUUCAAGAAGAAUUGAUCUUGCAGAACCAAGACCAAGAGCUCAAGAUUUCAAGCCCAAGGGACACGGAUAAAUAUUAAAUAGUGAAAAUAGUAACGCUACUUCGUGUAGUGUUACAUUUCACUUGGUGUAGCCCCUUGGAGGGUUUGUUUCGAGACUCUUCAUGGUUGGGGACUCUCUGGUGGUGUACCACCAACCUAGACCUCGGCUCUUGGGGUAUGUAGAGGCUGGGAACCAUCUCCCUCUCGAAUUCUUCUUCCUAAGUUUUUGUACUCCUAAGACUAUAGUGGCUGCUGUACCUCCUGCUAGUAAAACCGCCAUAGCGUC
Closterium sp. NIES-67 is the source of this 2059-nucleotide messenger RNA. NCBI's taxonomy places the organism in Eukaryota, Viridiplantae, Streptophyta, Zygnematophyceae, Desmidiales, Closteriaceae. The record is from the annotation of a GenBank genome assembly.